AUGGACUAUUUACGUCUGUUGUUUUUGUCAUCGGCUACCUUCAAUUUUCGUUUGAAGGCUUUCCAUGUAGCUGGUGCUCAGAAUGUCCUUGCUGACGACAUAUCACGUCUUCAUUCAAGACAACACUUAUUAUCAUUUUUGCACUUUUUGCAGCUCAACUCACUGACUUCAGUCUGUGAUUUGGUUGCCAUCAAUCAUAUGCCACCUAUGCUGAGAAUGCAAAAAAAGGGCUAUCGCACGCAUGGCAAGGCUUAUGAAUGUUUUUGUAGCCAGAUGUCUUCGCCAUUUGUGCCUGCCUCCACAGAUUUUUUAUGCCUAUAUAUUGCCCAUUUGGCUAGGUUUUUACUACCACAAUCAAUUUGUAUGUAUCUAAAUUUUGUUGGCCUUCUACAUCUUGAGAUGGGAUAUGCUAAUCCUCUAACCAACAAUUGGACACUAUCCACAGUUUUAAAAGGUAUGAAGCGUAUGCUUGGUGUUCCGGCCAAGCCACGUCUUCCUAUUACCACUGCUCUUCUUUUUGGUAUUCGUUCUCGCCUUAACCUAAAUUGUAGCUUUCAUGCUUCAUUUUGGGCUGUUUGUUUAGUUUCAUUUUUUGGUCUGUUCCGUAAGUCACAUUUAUUGCCGACAUCUUCUACGAUAUUUAAUCCGCUCAAACAACUAGUUCGGUCUGAUUUUACUUUUCAUGAUGACCAUAUUCUCGUUCUAGUUAGAUGGAGUAAGACCAUCCAACUGGGACAGCGCACAAUUACUUUUCCACUGGUGGCUAUUCCUUCUUCUCCUCUUUGUCCAGUUCGGGCUAUUUUGCAUGCUUUUUCUCUCACUCCAGGUGUUCUGCCUGAUGCUCAAGCCUUUUGUUGGAGCAAAUCCUCGAUGCGACCCAACACUAUAUUGACAUAUCGGACUUUCAUGUCCGUUAUGAAAAAAGUGUUGACAGAGUUAGGGUGUUCUACCUCCCGAUAUGGUACCCACUCGUUUCGCCGUGGGGGGGGCACCUUUGCUUUAGAGGCAGGUGUUCCCCUGGAUGUCAUAUCCUUAUUGGGGGACUGGAAAUCUGAUAGUAUGUUUCUUUAA
Messenger RNA from Hydractinia symbiolongicarpus, 1071 nucleotides. RefSeq lists its product as uncharacterized. The transcript has 2 exons. The record is from RefSeq and is a predicted model, not a curated record. Bases 1 to 1071 code for a protein of 356 amino acids. Lineage: Eukaryota; Metazoa; Cnidaria; Hydrozoa; Anthoathecata; Hydractiniidae. Gene Ontology annotation, molecular function: DNA binding. Gene Ontology annotation, biological process: DNA recombination; DNA integration.